Messenger RNA from Acyrthosiphon pisum (pea aphid), 1918 nucleotides. RefSeq names its product acid phosphatase type 7. The transcript has 9 exons. The record is from RefSeq and is a predicted model, not a curated record. Gene Ontology annotation, molecular function: acid phosphatase activity; metal ion binding. Bases 302 to 1612 code for a protein of 436 amino acids. Lineage: Eukaryota; Metazoa; Arthropoda; Insecta; Hemiptera; Aphididae.
CAAGUACCAGCUUAUAUUUUUAUUUAAUUACGAACUAUAAUAAUUAUUAUUGAAUAAUAAUUUGUUAUGUACUUCUGUUUACUAUUAUACAGGAAAUCUAGUGCUCAAAGCGCAUUUUGGUAGAUAUUCAGUUUCAUUAUUGCGCAACUAAACGUAAGUCGAUUGUAGUGUCUAAAAAUAUAAAUCAAUUGUAAUAGUUAAUAACAAUACAAUGAAUUUAAGUCUGUUCGAUAUUCGAUAAAGUUAUUAUAACUUGAUAUUCGUGAGAUUUUAUUCGAAAAGUUAUAACAUAUAAACCAAAAUGAAGACUUUUCAACGGUUAGUUAUUCUAACAAUCUUCGGCUUUUGCGCAGCAGAUCCUCUUGUGAGAUAUCAACCAGAACAAAUCCAUUUGUCAUUGGGUGAAUCUGAAACUGAGAUAGUUGUUACAUGGACGACAUGGAACAAUACAGACGAAUCAGUGGUAAAAUAUGGAAUUAACGGACCAAUUCUUAAGGCUACAGGUACUUCUACAUUAUUUGUAGACGGUGGUGAACUCCACCGUACUCAGUAUAUACACCGUGUCAGGCUUGCUGGAUUACAAUCAUCCAGUAAAUAUGUGUAUUACUGUGGAAGUAAUCAAGGCUGGUCUCCCCGGUUUUGGUUUAAAACUGUUCCUAGGGAUACCAAUUGGUCACCUAGCCUUGCUUUUUUUGGUGAUUUGGGUAAUGUAAAUGCACAAUCUCUUCCUAGAUUACAAGAGGAAACUGAACGAGAACUCUAUGAUAUGAUACUUCAUAUUGGUGAUUUCGCAUAUGAUAUGGAUAGUGAAAAUGCCAAAGUUGGAGAUGAAUUCAUGCGCCAAUUGGAACCGAUAGCUUCAUAUGUACCAUACAUGACUUGUCCUGGCAAUCACGAGCAAAAAUAUAAUUUCAGCAAUUAUAAAGCUCGUUUCAGUAUGCCUGGUGGCUAUGAGAACAUGAUGUAUAGUUUUAAUUUAGGACCAGCUCACUUUAUUAGUAUUUCGACAGAGUUUUACUAUUUCCUUUAUUAUGGGAUUAAACCAGUUGUUUUACAAUAUGAAUGGCUUGUUAAUGAUCUUAAAGAAGCAAAUAAACCUGAAAACCGAAAACAGAGACCAUGGAUAAUUGUUUAUGGUCAUAGACCAAUGUAUUGUUCAGACGACGAUAAAGAUGAUUGUACAUAUCAUGAAACAAUCACUAGGGUUGGUCUCCCAUUACUCCAUUGGUUUGGGUUAGAAAAACUAUUUUAUGAUAAUGGAGUUGACUUGUGUCUUUGGGGCCAUGAACAUACAUAUGAAAGAAUGUGGCCUGUGUAUGACCAUACUGUUUAUAAUGGCUCUUACUUAGAACCGUAUACAAAUCCAGGAGCACCAGUUCAUAUUACAUCUGGUUCUGCUGGUUGCCAAGAAAGAACUGACAAUUUUAUUCCAAACCCUCCAGAUUGGUCAGCAAUUAGAAAUAGUGAUUAUGGUUAUGGCCGUAUGAAGAUUUAUAAUAGUACACAUUUAUAUGUUGAACAAGUGUCUGAUGACAAGGAUGGCGAGGUAAUAGAUCAUAUUUGGCUCAUCAAGGAUCAUCAUAAGCCAUAUGGAAAAUCAACUUCAAAAUAAUUAUUGACUAAAUCAAUUUGUUUUUAAACUAUCUAAAUAAUAUUAUAAUCUAAGUUUACAAAAUGUUAAUAACUUGUACACAUACAGAUUAAACACUAUUCUUUAUAAACUGUUAUGGUUGUACCUAUAUUAUAUAUUAGUUAAAUUAUAUUCAUGAUUAAAGUAUACUUAAUACUUAUAUGUUAUAUGUAGGGCUGGGAUUUUGAUGCACUUUGCAUUGUUUUACAAAGCUUACUGUGCAAUGCUCGUCUUGUCACAAGUUUGUUUUAUGUACAUUUGAAUGAGAAUAAGAAAGUUUAUUUUGCA